Trichoderma breve is the source of this 741-nucleotide messenger RNA. RefSeq names its product emopamil binding protein domain-containing protein. The coding region runs from base 1 to 741 and encodes 246 amino acids. The transcript has 3 exons. Gene Ontology annotation, biological process: sterol metabolic process. Lineage: Eukaryota; Fungi; Ascomycota; Sordariomycetes; Hypocreales; Hypocreaceae. Gene Ontology annotation, molecular function: cholestenol delta-isomerase activity. The record is from RefSeq and is a predicted model, not a curated record. Gene Ontology annotation, cellular component: membrane; endoplasmic reticulum.
AUGGCCGUCCAAUCCUCCCUCCCGCCCGACCUCUUCGACCAAACCACAAUCAUCUCCCUCCUCUCCACCCUCGCCAUCGUCCUCGUCGCCUACUCCGUCUCCCGCAUCGCCCUCCCCCGCGCCUCCACCACCGGCACCGUCCGCUUCCUCUUCAUCUGGCACCUCGCCGACGCGCUCUGCCACUUCAUCCUCGAGGGAAGCUUCCUCUACCACUGCUUCUUCUCGUACAUCCCCGCGAGCGAGGUGGGCGACCGCCUGGCCGACCUGGUGCCCACGCCGUACAACUUCCUGGGCUACGAGAACGGUCGCGUCUAUGGGCCGCAGAGCGGGGGGGAUAACCCGUUUGCGCAGUUGUGGAUGGUGUAUGCGAGGGCGGAUAAGAGAUGGGCGGGAGCUGACUUGGGCGUUAUCAGUCUUGAGCUUUUGACCGUCUUCUUCGAUGGCCCCCUGGCUGUGUACAUCUGCUAUCUGCUUGCCAAGAAGAAUCCCAUGGCCAACAUCUGGAUGAUUGUCUUGGCGACUUGCGAACUCUACGGAGGCUUCAUGACUUUUUGCCCCGAGUGGCUCACCGGCAACAUCAACCUCGACGGCAGCAACUUCAUGUACAUGUGGGUCUACCUGGUCUUUUUCAACAUGUUGUGGGUAUUUAUCCCGCUGUUUGCGGUUGUGUAUUCGAUUCGCGACAUUUCCAAUGCUUUUGCCGUUCGACAGGCGGCGACGCAGACCAGAAAGAAGCUCUGA